Messenger RNA from Saccharomyces eubayanus, 336 nucleotides. RefSeq names its product U2 snRNP complex subunit MSL1 (gene MSL1). The record is from RefSeq and is a predicted model, not a curated record. Bases 1 to 336 code for a protein of 111 amino acids. Lineage: Eukaryota; Fungi; Ascomycota; Saccharomycetes; Saccharomycetales; Saccharomycetaceae. The transcript has a single exon. Gene Ontology annotation, molecular function: RNA binding.
AUGACUGAACCAGCAAGAAAAAAGCAGAAGACUGAUCGCGAUCCUCACCGUAUUGCGACCGAACGUGUAGCGGAACCCAAGAACACGCUAUAUGUGAGCCAGCUGAAUGAAAAGAUCAACACACAACGGCUGCGAAUGAACCUGUUCCUGCUGUUUUCCACAUUUGGAGAAGUGUUAAAAGUAAGCAUAAACUUCAAGAAACAGCGAGGCCAGGCCUUUAUUACAUUGAGGACCAUCGACCAGGCCAGUUUGGCUCAGAUUUCAUUGAACGACGAGUUGUUCUUUGGUAAACCUUUAAGAGUGGAAUUCAGCAAGAGUGAAACAAAGACGCUAUAA